UGUGAAGAGACACUAUGAAUUUUCUUUUUUAUUUUUGUAAUAUAAAUGCUUCACUCUACAUUUUAACAGAUUUAUUUCAUAGAAAUCUGCGUUAAUAAACUUUUAUAAAUGCUUUAAAUAAAUGCAGUAUUUUUUUAAUUAUUCGAAGUUUUAAAAAUUUAAAAUUGCGUAUUCGAAAUAGUUUUUGAAAACGUUCGAUUCGAAGCAUGAACACAUUCGAACACAAGUGGAUUCGUUGACAAUUUUUCAUAAUGGGUGGAAAUUUAUUCAUUUUAUCUUUAAUAUUGAUGGUUUUUCGAAUUAUGGCUGAUGAAGAAUCUGUUAUUAAAACAAGUAAUUAUCAGAUAAGAAACGUAAAAACUAUUCAAUAAAGUCACUCCUGAAGGAAUGAUUAUGAAGGCACAGAGGAGAGCAUACAAGUUUCGACUACAAAAAGAUAAAUCGAAGUUUCUUGCAUCAGCUAAAGUAUUUUACUACGGACUCCAUCAAAUUCAAAAAUAUAAUCUUCCAGAGAUAUCUGGAACGUCUAUAUACCAAGGAAACUUGGAAGGAAAAAGCGAAGCAUUAAUUAUUGGUUAUUUCUACGAACAUCAAUUUGCAACUAACAAAAAUUCCUACGAUACAUUUAUAGGAAUUUUUCAGCACGGUUCUAACACGUAUUACUUGGAGUCAAUAGAGAAUUAUUCCUUUCCCGAGAACUAUAAACGUAAUUUUAUGUAUAACGUCCAAGACAUAGAGUUAAGACCAUCUUACCCGGAUGGGAGAUUAAUGUGUGAAGCAAGAAGAAAUAAAGGAUAUCUUAAAAUAAAAUCUUUUCGAGAAAAUUAUCAUGUCGAUAGUAAACUACAAAAUUAUAAUUUAUUCAAUAACAACUUACGAAUCAGCCAAACGAAAAUAUGCUCGUUAGAACUUGUAGCAGAUCAUACAUAUUUCGACUACAUGGACUUUGAUGUAUCAAAAAUCAUCGCAGAAAUGCUUUUAUACAUCAAGAUCGCCGAUUACAUAUUCCGAAAUACUGAUUUCGACGAAGACGGUCUCAAAGAAGAUAUCACAUUCAGUGUUGAGAAAAUUACCGUUAUGGAAACCGAUGGUCAUUUCCGUGAUAUUUUCGGAAUCCAAACCAAUGAUUACAAAGCAUUUCUACAAAGCUUGACGAAGUAUCAUCAUCCAUAUUGCAUGCUUAUCUGCUUCACUCACAGAGAUUUUUGGACACCUACUCAAUGCGCAGUUUCCAAAAUCAAUAAGAUCGGAGGAAUCUGUCCCGGACCGAAACCAUUAGAAAAGAAUAAUAACGUUGGUUUUGUUACCAAUUUAGAAAACAAAGAAAUUAUUCCUCGAUUUAGAAUACCGUUAAAUUUAGUACACCAACUGGGACAUGCAUUCGGCUGCCGAGACGAUCCUGAAGAUAAUCAAUUUUGUAGUCCUGGUGAUUUAAAUCCCAGACAUGGAAAUUAUAUAAUGCAUCCGAAUAUAUCGUAUGGUGCUUUCAAGAACAAUUGGAAAUUUUCUACCUGUUGCAAAAAUACUGUAAAGAACUUCAUACAGCAAUCAAGAAUAAAAACAUGUCUAUUGAGAAGAGAUUUAUCCAACUGCGGAAAUGGAAUCGUAGAAGAAGGAGAAUUGUGUGAUUGUGAUUCUUCAACAGAAAAUUGCACAGCUGUUCACAAGUGUUGCAGAAUUAAUGAAUACCCGUCUCAGUGUACACUGAGAAAUGGCAUGCUUUGUUCACCUAGCAAAGGACAAUGCUGUGACGACAAUUGCGAUAUUAUAGAAUAUCGAAAAAGGCAACCAUGCUUCAGUAACAUAGAAUGUUUUAAUAAUACUUCAUCUUGCAAUGGACGUUAUUCAUUUUGUCACGGAUCAAUGCAACCAGACGGGACACCUUGCAGACAAAAUUCUCGAACCUGUCACAAGGGACACUGCAAAAGCAACGUCUGUUUGGAUCACAGUAUGAAGCUUUGCCAAUGUAAGACUCGUCAUUCGGAAUGUCAUAUUUGUUGCAUGAAUGAAACGCGUACAUGUCGAAGCGCAAAAGACUUCCAAUUUUUUCCAUCUAAAGACGAACUUUAUUUGAAAAUUCCAGGAACUUCUUGUGAUAGUGGAUACGGAAUAUGUUCAAGGUAUGGUUACUUUAUACAAUACGCGCAUUUUAUUAAUGUGUAG
This is a messenger RNA of Centruroides sculpturatus (bark scorpion), 2163 nucleotides long. RefSeq names its product disintegrin and metalloproteinase domain-containing protein 10-like. Gene Ontology annotation, molecular function: metalloendopeptidase activity. The coding region runs from base 388 to 2163 and encodes 591 amino acids. The transcript is spliced from 3 exons. Gene Ontology annotation, cellular component: plasma membrane. Gene Ontology annotation, biological process: membrane protein ectodomain proteolysis; Notch signaling pathway. Lineage: Eukaryota; Metazoa; Arthropoda; Arachnida; Scorpiones; Buthidae. The record is from RefSeq and is a predicted model, not a curated record.